UUUUAUAGCUAGAAAGUUUGGAAGGUGAAUUUCAACACUUACAAAAUGAAAUGUAUUUAAUGCAAAAUAAACAUUUCCUUGAAUGUGUGAAAUUAAAAAGUGACAUUAAGGAUUUUACACUUCCAGAAGAAUUAAAACAAAGACAAUCUAGUUUAAUUAUAAAUUUGGAGGUAGAAAAUGCAAAAUUAACAAGCAAAGUACACGAAUACCGUGAAAAAUAUAACAAACUUAAAGCAUAUAUAGAAGAAGUUAAAUCAAUGAUAACAAGUCAAAAUAUAAAAAAAGUAUUAGAAGAUAAUAUUGAUCUUUGUAAAACAAAAAAAACAUUACAAAAGCAAGUGAUAGAUUUGCAAAGCUAUGCUAAAGAAUUAAGUAAUAAAUUGAGUGAAAAAAUAAACAAUGAAUUUUUGUAAACUUAAUUCUUAAAUUUCAAAAAAAAAAUAUCACUUAUCUACAGUCUGCUACUACUAGCUCGUGGUAAAGACAAGCUAUUAAGACUUAUUAUCCUUGAGCUUGAAGAUGGCCUUCUUAAAAGUACAAUGAA
Daktulosphaira vitifoliae (grape phylloxera) is the source of this 544-nucleotide messenger RNA. RefSeq lists its product as uncharacterized. Lineage: Eukaryota; Metazoa; Arthropoda; Insecta; Hemiptera; Phylloxeridae. The record is from RefSeq and is a predicted model, not a curated record. The coding region runs from base 51 to 413 and encodes 120 amino acids. The transcript has 3 exons.